Phragmites australis (common reed) is the source of this 1206-nucleotide messenger RNA. RefSeq names its product fasciclin-like arabinogalactan protein 7. NCBI's taxonomy places the organism in Eukaryota, Viridiplantae, Streptophyta, Magnoliopsida, Poales, Poaceae. The transcript has a single exon. The record is from RefSeq and is a predicted model, not a curated record. The coding region runs from base 71 to 817 and encodes 248 amino acids.
UUCAUCUGCAUUUCACAAAGUCUCCAUCUUGCGUACACUAUGCAGGUGUAGUACGCAGUGUUCCGCAGAAAUGGAGCUCACAUCAGCCGUUCUUGCCAUUGCGAUGCUGUGCCUCGCACUGCCCCAAGCCGCAUUGUCUAAGACGACGGCACCGGUUGAGACGCCGGCGCCGCGGCAUGUCAACCUCACUGACCUGCUCUCCCUCGCCGGCCCGUACGGCACGUUCCUGGACCACCUCACCAGGACCGACGUGAUCCGGACCUUCCAGAGCCAGGCCAACGUCACCGACCAGGGCGUCACCAUCUUCGCGCCCGAGGACUCGGCGUUCAAGGCCGUCGACGGGGCCGCGCUGGCCAACCUCACCACCGACCAGCUUCGGUCGCUCAUGCUGUGCCACGCGAUGCCCAGGUUCUACCCGCUCUCGGCCUUCUCGGCGCUGGCCGCGUCGAGCCCCGUUCCCACGUUCGCGGGCGGGCAGUGCGCGGUGAACGUCACCGACGCCGCCGGGACGAUCCACGUCGUGUCCAGCUGGGCCAGGGCGAAGCUCGUCAGCAGCGCGUACUCGACGUCGCCGGUCGCCGUGUACUCGCUGGACAGGGUGCUGCUUCCGGAGCAGGUGUUCCCGACCGAGCCGACUGUGGCGCCCGUGCCAGCCCCAGCGCCCGCACCGGCGGCGCACGGGGGCAAUGCCAAUGCGACAGACGGCGCGCCGGCUGCUGCCGAGCAUGGCGCCAAGAGUUUGUCCUGCCGGGUCGGUGCAGGGCGCGUUUUUGUCGGCUACAUGGCUCUCAUGGUUUUCGGGUUUCUGAUGAUGUAGACGGCGAAUUCUUUGUGUUCGUGCGCACGUACGGUGAAUGCUUGUUGCUGUGGGAGGAGUUCGUUUUGUGCGCACGACAGAUACCCAAGCUUGCCAAAUGACGGGAUUAGGUGGUGAAGAACUCCAUCAACACUAAUCAGAUUUCAGGGAGAACCAGCUUUAAUCAUUGGCAAGACCAACGAGGGCACCGAUCAAGAAUCCAAGUGCUAGCUCCCUACCCUUUCCCCAUCCACAAAGCAAGUUUGGUCUGUUUUUACCCGACACCGCGUCAAUAUUGUUUAAUCUCCCCGAAUCUUGCACGCCCCUCAAUCCUAGGAAGCAAAGCGCCAAGCUAGCGCAGGGAAAACCUUGAUCACCACGUUUUUCUAUGUGAUCCAUGGCCGUGAACU